This is a messenger RNA of Pecten maximus, 4290 nucleotides long. Its product is annotated as protocadherin-1-like. The coding region runs from base 361 to 3177 and encodes 938 amino acids. The transcript has 4 exons. Gene Ontology annotation, biological process: homophilic cell-cell adhesion. NCBI's taxonomy places the organism in Eukaryota, Metazoa, Mollusca, Bivalvia, Pectinida, Pectinidae. The record is from RefSeq and is a predicted model, not a curated record. Gene Ontology annotation, molecular function: calcium ion binding. Gene Ontology annotation, cellular component: plasma membrane.
AUUUGGGUGAAUUUAAACAGGAUAAAGGCUAUUCUGUCAGUGGCUUUAUUUAUAUUUUCACUUGUCUGCAUAGAGUGGUGUAAAACUUGACUUGUCAGCCAUAGGAUUAACACAAACAGUGCUUUGUUUACGAGGAGCUCUGCGGUAUGAUGCUGUUUAAGCAGUACAUCUCUGCAUAUACCUGGAUAACGUUGACAUUUACAGGUAGAUAGUCACGGGUGAACCAGGUGUGUUGGUACGGUGCGUUUUGCUCAUUACCAUAUCGAUUUAAUUAGCAAUCUAAACAGCUGGAUAGAAGCGUAUCUGUGCAGUGGCGGCCCCGGACCAUGUUGUCUAAAGUUAAGUAAAUGGAAUUGCACGAUGGCCAAUCUCCCACUACUACUGUGCAUUAUUGUACUGUGCUUUUUAGGGUUAGUCAACGGUGCCAUUCAAAUACAAUACAGUACCACGGAGGAGAGUGGUAUCGAUGACGUCAUCGGAAAUACAGCCGUGGAUGCUGGACUGGCAAGUCUUGUGGCAAAUGCCGAGGAGUUACAGGCACUGAGGUAUAGUUUACUCAAAAAUGGUAACCCGGACGCUUCUAGAUUUUACGUCGACGAGAAUACUGGCGACAUUCUGACUUCCGAAUCUUUGGACCGAGAUGUAAUUUGCGCCUUUGUCGCUUCUGGUUCGGAUUGUUAUUUGACGAUGUUCGUUAUUGCACAAUCAUCAACCGGAAGUUUCUUCAAAAUUGAAGUUCAGAUACUAGUGAUAGACAUUAAUGAUAACACUCCAACAUUUGAACAGGAUGUGGUCAGUCUUUCUGUACCGGAAGGGACGGAAUCGGGUACAUCAUUCGCACUAGACGGUGCCCAGGAUCCGGAUAGUGGUAUUUUCACUAUACAAUCAUAUAGUAUUAAUUCCAAUGACACUCCAUUCGUAGCCAAAGCUGACACAUUUCCUGACGGCCAGUCCAUGCUCAAGCUGAUAGUUAAUGGGACACUGGACAGAGAAAUUACUGGGUUCUAUAUGCUCCACGUUUUGGCAUAUGAUGGAGGUCAGCCCCCUAAUAUAGGAUCGCUAAUGGUCAACGUCACUGUGACGGACGUCAAUGAAUUCCCGCCGAAAUUCACUCAAUCUGUGUACAACGUCACCAUUAUGGAGGACCAUGACGUAAACGGCAGUAUAACUGUGGUGAAAGCCAUUGAUCCAGACGGUGGCGUGAACGGAGAAGUAUUUUAUUCACUCAGCCCUCUGCAGUCUGCUGCGGUGCUAGAGAGGUUCCGAAUAGACUCAACUACAGGAGAGAUAACUUUACGUACGUCCUUAGUGGAGGAUAGUAAAGAGGGGUACCGGGUGAUUGUAGAAGCCUAUGAUAGGGCAAAACAACCGAUGAUGUCACAAGCUCAAGUUUUCAUCAAGGUCAUUGACAAUCACAAUAACGUACCGACCAUUCAAGUUGACCUAUUGUCAAACACGAACUUUGCCGAGAUAUCCGAGCACGCGAGUCAAGGUGCAGCGGUCGCUCACGUAGCGGUAACGGACAAAGAUACUGGAGCUAACGGACUGGUAGUGUGUAAUGUCUUAAACGACAAUUUCCGGAUACAGAAAUACGAGGAUAUGGAAUAUAAAAUAGUUGUGUAUACGUCAUUAAAUCGUGAGGUAGUAGAAGAAUAUAACGUCACGGUGAAGUGUGAUGACGCUGGAACUCCACCAAAACACGUGACGUCAUCGUUUAGGGUACUUGUACUGGACGAGAAUGAUAACGCGCCAAGGUUCACACAGCAGAACUAUUAUGCCCAUAUCAAGGAAAACAAUGAGAUUGGCAAGAAAGCAGUUGUAGUAACUGCGACAGACAUUGAUAAAGGCACAAACGCCUUAGUGAAGUACGCGUUAUCCCCGACGAACGACCAGAGAUUCCAGAUAGAGACAGAAACUGGGCAGAUAUCGGUUAACAUUCAACUGAACAGGGAAGUACAGGCACAGUAUAGCUUCCAGGUCAUGGCAAUGGACCUCGGAACUCCGUCCCUAACCGGAACAGCUGUGGUAUAUGUAAUUGUUGAGGAUGAGAACGACAACUCGCCAACAUUUGGCGAGAACCAUUUCCACUUUUAUGUGCAGGAGAAUCUCGCGGCUAAUACUAGUAUCGGUAUAGUUAGUGCUUACGAUGUUGACCUUGGUGACAAUGGCGUGAUUGAUUAUUCAUUAGUAUCUCUUAAGGAAACAUCGGCGCCAUUUUGGCUUAUGGAAAACGGAAGUAUCAUGACGUCAUCAAUUCUAGACCGUGAGAUAGUGGACCGGUAUGACCUUAGGAUGACGGCAGUCGACCGAGGUGACCCGCCUCGUGAGGGGUCAGCAAUUAUCACAGUUCACGUGAUCGACGAUAAUGACAAUGGACCCAUCAUCACGUUCCCCUCCGAGACCAACAGCUCUGUCUCCAUCCCGUACGAGACCCCUCAGAACCGGGUCAUAAGUACCAUUGAUGCAUAUGAUAAAGACUCUGGCAUUAAUUCAAAGCUAUCAUUUUUCACAAGAGACUUAAAUGUAUCGGAGUACUUUUUAUUGAACAGUUUUUCUGGAGAUAUUUACCUUAUAAAACAGCUUUCUUCAUCAGAUAUCGGAAUGUAUACAUUUGAGGUACUCGUUCAGGAUGGGGGCACAUUUCCGCUCUAUGCCACUCGGACAAUGACCAUUGCCAUUACGGACAGUUUGACCACUGAAAGUUUCCCCAAAUAUGUCACGAUAGCGAUCUGUAUAUCGGUCAUCACCAUAUUUUUGGCAGUACUAUUAUUUUUUGCCAUAUAUCUCGUGAGGCGUUACGACCUACGAAAACCAGAAAGUUUUAACAAACAGGUCGACGAUAGUUUCUCAGACAAGACCAUACAGGACGAAAUAGAGGCUGGCUUCGGGGACCUGACGAUCGACCGGAACAGCAACGUAUACACCCAACAGACGUUCGGGGUGAUUGGCAUCCCCAAAAGGCCCCAGAUCAUCGACCGGUCCAUAUCGUUACAGGCGCCCAUCGCCCCUGAUACACCCACUUCAAUUCACCCAAGUGACGAUCCCGUAUGGGCUCCCCCUGGUGGCGAGAUUAACGACGACGAACGGCACCGGAACCAGUUGAUUAGCCUCCAGUACCAACAGUCCCUUCUCCGGAUAAAAAGCUGCAAGCGGUCCAAUUCAAGCCUGACAAUUUGACGAACUAAAUGGAGAAAUAUAAUGGGUCAUUUUCAUGACAUUCAAGAUGGAGGAUUCAAUAUGAGAGCUUUUUAUCGUCAUCAUAAUACCUUUUAGUAUUCACCGUCCAUAAACUGUUAUCAUGAAUCAUUUGGAACUCUUUCGUAUUGAAGGAGAACUAAUAACCAUGUGAACGUCUUUAAUGACCUAUCAGCUGGCUUAAUUUAGGAAAGUGUAGGCAGUAACGACUCUUGUGAACAGUACACGGAGAUUAGAGUAUAUGUUGAAUAAGAAAAAAAAUGAAAUAAUAGUGGUCAAAAGUGACCAGUGGUCACAUUCAUCGAUGGUCAAAUUACGUUAGAAAUCAAGCCAGUAUCCAAUGACAACAGGAGCCAUUGGAAACUUGAGAUUUUACACAAAAGACAAUCGACUUCUGAUUGGUCACUUCCAACACCUACCAACAGCGGAACGUCUGGACCAAGACUGACUGUCAUGCUAGGAAUACGGCCCCAAUGUUUGACCAGAGUGUGCAGCUUGACAAACUUUCAAAAAAAAUGAUCACCAUCUACUCAUAAUGUGAUCGUUACGCAUGCGCAAAGACGUGAAAUUUGUCACAGUCAGAGUUGGAUGAAGGAUCAUCUACUGGGCAGACCAAGACAGAUGGACAUCGUCCGGAUACUCGGAACAAGUGACCAUACGAACACGUCAUUAUUCCAUUAUUUCAUUAAUAGACAAUUGCUCAUUAUAGUGGACACACGACUCCGGACAAGUGUUACGUGUACGGAAACAUUACUGGACAUUGGUCAUCCAUUACUGUAACGACAUACAGUGUAUAUCCUAGUUUAGAUACUUGGAUGAAAGUGACCGGUUAUGUCGGAACAUAAGGGAGUACUUGACUGGUCGUGUUACAUGUGUUUAAAGCAUUAAUAACUCUCUCGCGUGCCUGGCGGAUACUUAUGACGUCAUCACCUACCUGUUCACGUGUCUAAUUAACCACAUCGAUCUCAAAAGUGCCUCAUACCUCGGUUCUGUCUCUACUUGUCCAAACGUGCCAAAGGAUGAUAAUAAAUCUAUUUUUCUAAUGUUAUGAUACUCAAUUAUCGUUAAAUCAAAAUAAAAUGUUAUCGAAACCUA